Artibeus jamaicensis (Jamaican fruit-eating bat) is the source of this 1343-nucleotide messenger RNA. It is a transcript of the gene AGTRAP, whose product is annotated as angiotensin II receptor associated protein. Bases 287 to 742 code for a protein of 151 amino acids. Gene Ontology annotation, biological process: regulation of blood pressure; angiotensin-activated signaling pathway. NCBI's taxonomy places the organism in Eukaryota, Metazoa, Chordata, Mammalia, Chiroptera, Phyllostomidae. Gene Ontology annotation, cellular component: plasma membrane. The transcript has 5 exons. The record is from RefSeq and is a predicted model, not a curated record.
GGGCUUGGGCUGCCUGUUAGCUGGGAAGAACUGACAUGAGGGCAACUGAGGUUUGUUGGCAGCGGUACUCAUCCUGUUUCAGGCGGUGUGAGGUUAACGCCAGCUGCCUUUUCUCUGAUUAGGGAUUCGCCUAAAAUAAUGCUAAGAGAAAAUCAGGUGAUGGACGGGGGGCCGGAAUGGAAGGGGCAUCUGUGGUAUGCCAGGUUAUUUAGUUAAUCACAGCAGCCUUCCAAGAAAGCUGAUACCGUCAUCUUUUUACGGAUGAACAGAGUGCAGCCCAGAUCAGAUGAUCAUCCUGGCUCACUGGCUGUUGACGACCUGGGGCUGCCUUGUGUUCUUCAGCUCGUAUGCCUGGGCCAACUUCACCAUCCUGGCCGUGGGCGUGUGGGCCGUGGCUCAGCGGGAUUCCAUUGACGCCAUCAGCAUGUUUCUGGGUGGCCUGGUGACCACCAUCUUCCUGGACAUCGUCCACAUAAGUAUCUUCUACCCGAGGUCCAACAACAUCACGGACACGGUGCGCUUCGGUGCCGGCAUGGCCAUCCUCAGCCUGCUCCUCAAGCCGUUCUCCUGCUGCCUGGUCUACCACAUGUACAGGGAGCGUGGAGGCAUGCUCCCGCUGCACACUGGUUUCCUCGGGCCUUCACAGGAGCACAGCGCCUACCAGACGAUCGACUCGCCUGAGGCCCCAGCAGACCUCUAUGCAGGCCGGGAGGGCAAGGGUCACAGCCCGCAGGAGUACUGAGGCCAGCCCCGCUGCGCCGGGCCCCAGCUUGGGGGCCAGGAUGACGAACUGUAGGGGAAGUCUGGUCCGCUGGCCUUCCUCGUGCCCUGGAUGCCGUUCUAGAGCUGUACCUGGUCCCCUCCUUGGACCUGCCGUGGAAUGUGCCCUCCUGUGCCCCAUCUCAGGUGUUGCCUGAACGCCCCUGCGCACAUGCCUGUCCCCAGGUCCCCAGGGCCUCCCCUCCCUUCCAUGUACCCCACUGGUUCCAGGCGGGGAACUGUGGCCACUUUCUUCACCUCCACCCUUGGCUCCUACGUGCAGGCUCCAGGCCAAGCCACGCCUGAGGCUGGCAGAGCCCAGCCUCCAGGGGCCAGAGACGCCCCUGUCCCCGCCUCCCUGUUUGUCCAGCCCUCCCACAGAAGGCCUGUGGGCUUCCGGUUGUGCUUCGCCCCAGGAGCCGUCCAUCAGAGGGGGGUGAGGUCUUUGUGCUUCUCACUGCCUGGUCGGUUGGUCCCAGGAACCCCCGGGUUGGAGGUGGGAACUGCCUGCUACACCUGCCACCUGCCACAGCAUCCCCCUGCCCUUCUCAGAGCCAUGGCAUUAAAUUUCGAGGAUUUGGGUA